UUUUUUAAAAAUGAAUUCAGUGUUUCCUGAGUUAUAUACAAAGGGAUCCAAAAUAUGGACUAAACAUACGACCGAAGUUUGGCAAUGCGUUACCAUUAAAAUCAAUUUCAAUCAAUCGGACAAAAGUCUGAUUGUCGAGGAUGAAGACCUACAGGAAAUAAGUUUACAAAUAAAAGAUUUGUCAUCAUUACCACCGCUGCGAAAUCCUGACAUAUUGAUCGGUGCCAAUGAUCUGACAAGUCUUUCAUAUCUUCACGAACCGGCGGUGUUACACAAUCUUCGAGUCCGGUUUCUGGAUCAGUCAGCGAUAUACACGUGGUGUGGUAUUGUCUUAGUGGCUAUCAAUCCAUUUUGUGAUCUCGAUAUUUAUGGAGAAGAAACUAUUCAAACGUAUCACAAAUCUCAGGGAUCCGCACAAUUGGAUCCUCAUAUCUAUGCUGUCUCUGAGGACGCCUACUCUAAGUUGGAAAGGGAUGAUACCAACCAAUCUAUUAUUGUCAGCGGAGAGAGUGGUGCAGGUAAAACUGUUUCGGCAAAGUUUGCGAUGAGAUAUUUUGCGUCCAUUGCUGGUACCGAUUCGUCCAAUAUUGAGAACAGAGUGUUGGCCAGUAAUCCUAUAAUGGAAGCGAUUGGAAAUGCUAAGACUACAAGAAAUGAUAACUCAUCUCGUUUUGGAAAAUACAUACAAAUUUUAUUUGAUAAUCAAAGUCGAGCCAUAACUGGUGGUAAUAUGAGGACAUACCUUCUGGAGAAGUCAAGAGUUAGCCGACAAAGUGAAGGCGAACGCAAUUUUCAUAUAUUUUAUCAAAUGUGUACUUAUGCUCAACAAAACAAUCUAAAACAUCUCAAUUUGGAUUACGAAACAGAGUUUAUAUAUUUGGGUCAAAUAGAGCCGACACAAUAUGAUGAUAUGACCAGAUUUGUUGAGGCCAUGCAUUGUUUAGGAUUUACCGAAAAACAACAAAAUCUCAUAUUUAAUGUAAUUGCAUCGGUAUUACACGGGGGCAACAUUCAGUUCACUCGUAUUGAUGAUGAAAAAUGUUGUAUUGAACAACAAUCAGAACAUCAUUUAGAAAUAUUUUGUCAACUUUUAGAUUUGGAUCCAUUGGCUACAAAACAAUGGUUAACUCAUAGAUUAUUGAAGACCGGAGUGAGAGGAGAAAUCAUUACAAAAACUUUCACUGCAGAGGAAGCCCAAAACGGAAGGGACGCUCUAUUGAAAUAUGUUUACGAAACUCUAUUUUCAUGGAUUGUUAGCCUUAUUAAUAAAGCUUUGGGACCAACUAAUUCAACAAUCAAUUAUCACUUCAUUGGUGUUCUUGAUAUAUAUGGAUUUGAACACUUCGAGAUCAAUAGUUUUGAACAGUUUUGCAUUAAUUAUGCAAAUGAAGUCCUUCAGCAACAAUUCAAUCAACACGUCUUUAAAUUAGAACAAGAAGAGUAUGUUCGAGAGGGUAUUGAUUGGCAAUUCAUAACUUUUACAGACAAUCAACCGGUGAUUGACUUAAUUGAGUCAAAACCCAUUGGUGUCUUAUGUCUUCUCGACGAAGAGUGCAAAAUGCCAAAAGGUUCCGACGAAACGUGGGCCGCAAAGCUUUACUCUCAACUUACUAUUGGAGAUGUUUUUCAAAAACCUAAAUUUGGAUCAAAAAAUUCAUUUAUUAUUCAACAUUUUGCAGAUACUGUUAUUUACAAUGUUGAAGGUUUUUUGGAGAAAAAUAAAGAUACCAUUAUGGAAGAACAAAUUGAUUUACUCAAGAGAUCAGCUGUUGUUGACAUUCUUUUUAAUGAUGGCUUAUCCAGUGAACCAUUACAGAAAUCUGGUGGAAGAGUUAAGAUAACUCCUCAACAAUCGCAACAAAAACAGCAAAAACAGGCGAAAGCAACUGUUGGCUCACAAUUUCGCGACUCAUUAUUUGCUUUGAUGAAGACUUUAAAUGCCACUGAACCGCAUUAUGUUAGAUGUAUUAAACCAAAUGACAAUAAGGCUGCCUUCGAGUUUAAUAAUAUUAGAGCUGUUCAACAGUUAAGAGCUUGUGGUGUAUUAGAAACUAUAAGAAUUAGUUCCAAUGGAUUUCCUUCGAGAUGGAGUUAUCCAGAUUUUGCCAAUAGAUAUCGUGUCCUUAGAGUUGGUGCCCACCGAAAAUCUAAAAAUAUUCAAAAGCCAGUUACUGGACAGACGCCAAAAGCAGCCCCAAGAAAAUUGGUUAGAGCCGGUUCCAGCACUUCCAAUGAAAUCAGAACUCUUUGUGAAGAUAUUGUCAAAAUUGUUUAUGAAGAGAAAGUGUUUGCACACAUAAGCGGUGAUACUCAACCACAAGCACAACAAUUAUACCAAUUCGGCAAAACAAAGAUAUUCUUCCGAUCAGCACAGGUCGCUCUACUUGAGCGCAUCAGAAGUCAAAAAUUAAAGGAAUGCGCUAUUCUUAUACAACGAAUGCUUAGGGGUUGGCUAAUGAGGCGCCGAUAUUUGAAGAUUAGAUUUACUGUAAUGAAACUGCAAUGUUAUGCCAGAGGUUUUCUUGCAAGAAGACUGUUCAUACACUUAAAACAAACAAAAGCCGCCACUAUUAUUCAGACAAAAUGGCGCUCAUGGACUGCACGUAACAAAUAUUUGAAGUUAAAGAGAGCCACAAUUGGUAUUCAAUCCUAUUGUCGCGGAUUAUUAGCUCGAAAACGAUUUAAUAUUAUUCGUGAAAAUCUUGCGGCCAUUACUAUACAAAGAUAUUGGAGAGGAUUUACUACGAGAACUGAUUAUAGAAAGACAAUUAAACGCAUUAUUAUUGUUCAGUCAGUAAUUCGCAGAUACUUUGCUAAGAAAGAACUCAAGAAAUUGCGAAUUGAAGCCCGAAGUGUUGAACACGUGACUAAUCUCAACAAAGGUUUGGAGUUAAAGAUCAUUGAAUUACAACAAAAAGUGGACGAAUUGUUUAAUGAAAGGAAAGCUCUCAUACAAAAUGAUAAUGACAUCUCUGAAUAUAAGAAUCAAUUUACAAAAUUAGAAAUGGAUAUCAAGAACUUGAAGAAUGAUUUGAAACAAAAGGAAUUGGAGUUCCAGACAUUAGAACAGGAAAUGACAGACGCGAAGAAUAAUAAUGGAAAGUUAGUCAAUGAAAUACAGAAACAUAAAACAACUAUUAAUCAUUUAUUGACAAAUACUGCCAAAAUAAAACAAGAAUUUGAUCCAAAACUUAUCGAAGAUGCCGUCCGCGAAAAAGAGAAACUACUUUUGACUAAAUUUGAAAAAGAAAAGAAAUCUUUAAUUGAUGAAAGAGAGAAUGAAAAGGCUUCCCGACAACAAUUACUUCGCAAAUAUAUGGCUCUCGAAGAUAAAUAUCAAAGCGGUAUUAGAGGUGAAGAUGAAGACGAUCGGAGUCCUGAUAUAUCGACCGUUUCUUUAAUGAUGAGAUGCAGUGAAUUAGAACAGGAGUCCGCAAAAUGCAAACAAGAAAACCAAGAAAUGAGAGAAUUGAUCGCAAGUUCGGCUGAUUUAGAAGAUAAUGAAAGAGGAGCUUCACUUCUAGCACAACAAUGCGCUCAAAUGCAGAUUGAAUUGGAAAGGUUUAAGGAAGAGAGGACUAACUUAAAGACUAUUGUCCUCUCGCAAGAAUCUAACAUAAAAGAUCCCGGUUCCGAAAGCGAACUCAUUUCUGCAUUCAAAGCUAUAAUCAAACAACUGGAGGGAGAACUCGAAGAAACUAAACAAACAUUAAGUCAAACUAAAAACGAAAUGAAUUCAUUAACGACUGAUAACAACAGACAACAGCAAUUGAUUGGUAUUAAUAACGAAAAUAUCAGUGGAAAUGGCGCCGAAAAUUUGGUGACGCGUUUCAAACAGGAGAACACCGUUUUAAAGGAGAAAUGCGAGAAAUUGCUUCUGGAAAACAAAAAUAUGAAAAUGGAUUUAAUGAGACGGAAGAUCAUCGAUAACGAAGAGGAUGAGUUAGAAAGUGUUAAAUCAAAUGAUUUACAAAAUGCAAAUUAUAUGGGAAUGUUUGAAUAUAAGCAACAAAAUGAAGCGCUUUUACUUAAAAUUUUAAUUCAAGAUUUGGAGCCCAGUGUUGCUCUUAAAUUUCAACCCCAUAUUCCUUCAUAUAUCCUAUUCAUGUGCAUCCGUUACAGUGAUUACAAUAACGAUGAUAUUAUGGUCAGGAGUUUCAUGAAUAAUACAAUUUUAUCACUUAAGCGCACAAUUAAAAGGAAUACAAAUGUGGAAACACUUGUUUUAUGGCUUUCCAAUACUGUUAAACUGAUCACUUGUUUAAAACAAUUUUCAGGCGAAGAACCAUUUGGUGAGUUCGAUGAGUCGCUCAAGAAUUUCGACUUAAGUGAAUACAGACAGAUGUUUAGCGAUAUCGCCAUUUGGAUACAUCAAGGAGUUAUUAAACAAUGUGAAGAAAGAAUCCAAAGUCUUAUAGUUCCAGCCAUUCUUGAGUACGAAGGACUCGCUUCUUCGGGAAUGUAUUCGCAAACUUCAAUUCAAAGGUCUGGUAGUGUUAGCGGUGACACCGAUUCAACACUUUCUCCCUCUCCAACUGAAAAACCGAUUGAAACACUAAUUAAAGAACUUUCAUACUUGAAUCGUAUACUUUUGCUUCAUGUCAUUGAUGGCGAUAUCAUUCAUCAGAUUUUUAAACAACUCUUUUAUUUCAUGUGUUCGAGUUCUCUGAACAAUCUAUUGCUACGCAAAGACUUGUGUCACUGGAAUAAAGCGAUGCAAAUAAGGUUUAAUUUGUCGUCUUUAGAGCAGUGGUGUAGAGAACAACAGAUCCCUAAAUGGAACGAAUGCGUGGAAAAGUUGGAACCAAUCAUUCAGGCGACCAAACUGUUACAGACCCGCAAAAGUCAAGAACACAUUCAAACCAUUGUCGAGAUGUGUAACAAACUUAGUUCGUCACAAAUCAUCAAAAUUCUUAAUCUCUAUACGGCUGGAGAUGAAGAAAGGAUUUCAAGUAAUUUCAUAAAACAGGUUCAAAAACAUUUGAUUGAACAAAGAAAGAGUGAAGGACCAAAUACGACACUAUUGAUGGACACAAAGUAUGCUUUUGCUUUCACAAUACCAUACAUUCCUACGGAUGUCAAACUACAGAAUAUAUCCAUUCCUCCAGUUUUAGUCAAAAAGGGUUUGGCAACGGUUCUCAAGAAAAUAUAAUAUAUUUGAUUAAUUUAAUUGA
Molecule: messenger RNA, 5174 nt
Organism: Oppia nitens
Lineage: Eukaryota; Metazoa; Arthropoda; Arachnida; Sarcoptiformes; Oppiidae
Gene: didum
Product: unconventional myosin-Va-like
Exons: 19
Coding region: 11-5152 (1713 amino acids)
Biological process (GO): actin filament organization; vesicle transport along actin filament
Cellular component (GO): myosin complex; vesicle; cytoplasm
Molecular function (GO): actin filament binding; microfilament motor activity; ATP binding
Source: RefSeq, a predicted model, not a curated record